UUCCAAACCUUCUGUGUACACAAGUUCUUCGAAUCAGAAAAAAAUUGCUGGUACAACAAACCAAAUUAGUGUUUGAACUUUGAAGAGUGAACCGAAAUAUAUAUAUAUAAAACAAAGUAAACGAGGGAGAGGGACCCCACCACGUCCUUUGUUCUUUGUUUGAGAACUAUGUAUUUAUAAUUUAUGCACGACGCUUUCAAUUCAAUUCUUCUAAUUUUUCCACUUUACUCUUUCUUCUCUCGUCUUCAUCACUUUCUUUACGAGAAGAUGGAAAUAGCAUGGAACUCUCAUGGCCUUGAAGUGGCAUACAUGGUUUUAGGAUGGGUUGCUUUCGUUCUUUGGUCUUGCAGUUUCUACCCUCAAUUUCUCUUGAACUUCUCCAGAAAAAGCGUGGUGGGUUUGAAUUUCAACUACUUGCUGAUGAACAACACAAAGCACACGUUGUACCUUAUCUACAAUGCUUCCUUGUACUUCAGUCCCCUUGUUCAGUUUCAGUAUCAUCAAAAAUAUGGCUUUCACCAGAUGAUACCUGUAGCUGCAAAUGAUGUAGCCUUCUCAACACAUUCUGUUCUGAUAAGUGCAGCCAUAUUGUUUCAAGUUGCAAUAUAUGAGCGUGGAAAUCAAACUUUCUCCAGAACUACAAUAGGAUUUGUUACUCUGGUGUGGAUUACUGUUGCGGUUUGUUUCUUCAUAGCAUUACCUUCCCAAUCUUGGCUUUGGCUAAUCUCCAUCUUCAACACAAUGCAAGUGAUUAUGACAACUAUCAAAUAUAUUCCACAGGCAGUUAUGAACUGCAUGCGAAGGAGAACAGAUGGAUUUAGCAUUGGUAUGGUGUUCUUCGAUUUCAGUGGAGGACUGUCAAACUAUGCUCAGAUGGUUAUACAGUCAAUUGAUCAAAAUUCUUGGGUGAAUUUCUCAGGAAACAUUGGCAAAGUGUUACUUUCCCUGGUCUCUAUGUUCUUUGAUAUUGUUUUCAUGAGUCAACAUUUUUUGCUGUAUCAUUCAAAGAUGGCAGCCUCAACACCUUCUUCUAAACUCAACAACACAGUCACAGAGCCCCUCAUCAUGUCUCCUGAUCAGCCAGAGGUAGCAAAUGUGCCUGUGGUUGAAAGGGUUUGAAGGAGAAGCUUGGCCACACUACAUGUACAUUCCAAAGAAUAAAGCAAUAGUUUUGCUAUUUCACUUGUGUUUUAAGCAUGCACAGGAUGAAGUCCCUUUGUAGAUGGCUGAUCCAGUUUUACAGGUUUUCAGUCAGAAAAAAUGGAGAAGGGAAAAUGGAAAAUUGAUUUCUUUUGGUGUCACAAAAGCAUCUCCAAUGCUAUUCAAACAAGCAACUUAGUUUAUUUCUUUAAGUGUGUAUAUAACUACAUACAUAUGGCUAUUUAAUUUUAAACAAAUUACUUAAUUUUCACUCCAAUGUAAAUUUAUAUGGGCAAGUUGCUUAUUAGUUUAUAAUAAUUUGUUUUUUA
Molecule: messenger RNA, 1469 nt
Organism: Cajanus cajan (pigeon pea)
Lineage: Eukaryota; Viridiplantae; Streptophyta; Magnoliopsida; Fabales; Fabaceae
Product: cystinosin homolog
Biological process (GO): L-cystine transport
Cellular component (GO): vacuolar membrane
Molecular function (GO): L-cystine transmembrane transporter activity
Source: RefSeq, a predicted model, not a curated record